This is a messenger RNA of Lichtheimia ornata, 1551 nucleotides long. RefSeq lists its product as uncharacterized. The transcript is spliced from 9 exons. Gene Ontology annotation, biological process: cellular response to starvation; regulation of DNA-templated transcription. NCBI's taxonomy places the organism in Eukaryota, Fungi, Mucoromycota, Mucoromycetes, Mucorales, Lichtheimiaceae. Gene Ontology annotation, cellular component: nucleus. Gene Ontology annotation, molecular function: RNA polymerase II transcription regulatory region sequence-specific DNA binding; DNA-binding transcription factor activity, RNA polymerase II-specific; zinc ion binding. Bases 1 to 1551 code for a protein of 516 amino acids. The record is from RefSeq and is a predicted model, not a curated record.
AUGCAAGAUAUCCAAUUUAACAACUUUGUCAAAUUCGAUCGCUUCGACGCUUCAGAUACUGAAAGCAGCAAACGGAAAAAGGCUUCCCGCGCCUGUUUUCAUUGCCAAAAAGCACACUUGACUUGCGACGAUUCUCGACCAUGCCAAAGGUGUAUCAAACGAGGCCUUGCAGCCACAUGUACCGACGCCAUUCGCAAAAAAGCCAAGUAUCUGCAGGAUCAAGCAUCUGAAACCACCAACUCGGGAACUACGCCAACAGAGACAUUGUUUCCAAAUUCCUUUCCUGUGGAUCCAAUGGCUGAUCAAUCACAAUCAUCUUUGGGAACAAACUUUGUCGACACCAGCCAAUUCCUCAACCUAUCUUUGGCUGAUCUUCAAGAACUAGGCUUUGGAUCCGAAUCUGCAGGUUUAGAAUAUGGAUUCAUUGGCAACAUGUUACAAAACCCACUUGAACAACUCACGACCAGUAACCAAGCAAAUGAUACCAACGCACCUUCCAUGAAUCUCGACAAUGGUAACAAUAUCUUGUCCGUCACUACCACCACCACCACUCCUCCUACUACAACACAACAACAACAACAAUCCACACCAACCAGCACAGGUGAUCUUUCAGCCACCUUUUUACAAUUCUCAAAUGCACAACCCAACAUGGCAUCCUAUGUUUCCGCACCAGCAAUGACGACCAACAACAAUAAUAAUACCACCACAACCACCACUACGACUACCGCACCUCAAGGUUUAUCCGUAUUUCCCAUGCCAACCACGGUAGCAUUUGCACCAGGGGCCAAUCCAUUAGCGAAUGACAAGGAUGAAAAUGCAUCACCACAACAACAAUAUGCAGCUACGAUUGCAGCCACUCCGCCCAUGCAAAAAUCAUCACCCUCCCUUGCCGCUGUUGCACCUUCUUCACCUUCAUCCAUCUCAUCUCCUGGUAAACGUAGCAAUUCAAUCACAAGCACCAGUCGGCGGAAACAGAAUACACCCGAAUCCGUAUACCUUCAUGUCAAACGACCUUUUAACUAUGCCGAAGGAUUCCAUUAUUUGAUUGAAUACGUCAAGGAAAGGAUGAAUCGUGAGGAUUUAAUGCGAAUCAGUCGGGCGCUGGCAUUGUUUCGACCUUCGUUUUUGGCCCUUAUCAUGAACCUGACAGAGGAAGACUUGGUGUUUAUGGAGAAAUGCAUUCAACGCACACUUUUGGAAUAUGAAAAGCUCAUUAGUUUUUCCGGAACACCCACCGUGGUAUGGCGACGUACAGGCGAAGUUUGUCUCGUGGGAAAGGAGUUUCUUUUGUUAACACAAUGGCCAAGAGACACGCUGUUGAACAAAAAGACAUACAUUUACGAGUUGAUGGAUAAUCGGUCAGCAGUCGAAUACUGGGAAAAGUUCUCAACACAUGCCUUUGAUAAUACUGACAAGUCAUGCAUGUAUUCCUGUAUUUUGAAAACGCCACACCAAAAACCUGUUCCUUGUACAUUUUGUUUUACUAUCAAACGUGAUAUCUUUGAUCUACCAAGCGUCAUUGUAGGCAAUUUUCUUCCAAUAUUAAGCUAA